Messenger RNA from Colletotrichum navitas, 2460 nucleotides. Its product is annotated as tetratricopeptide. The transcript is spliced from 7 exons. Lineage: Eukaryota; Fungi; Ascomycota; Sordariomycetes; Glomerellales; Glomerellaceae. The coding region runs from base 1 to 2460 and encodes 819 amino acids. The record is from RefSeq and is a predicted model, not a curated record.
AUGAAACGAUGUGGGUAUUCUGGAGCGGGGUCGAUCUGGAAGGCGGUGUCGUGGGGCAAUAUCAAGCAGGGUGAUUAUAAAAAGGCUUUAUCCUUGUCUGCCGAGGAGCCUGACUCUAACCCGAAGAAACAGAAACUCUAUACAAGAAUGGCUAAGUGCCAUCUGCUUUCCCUUUCCCUUGAUGAUGCUGAGAAGUCGAUGGCUUCCCUUCCCGACGAUAGCUCUGCACAGGCGAUGCGAGCGACGUUGAAGGAUAUGCAUAAGAUCUCAAGCAUACAAGACUCUCCCGAGUACUAUGCUGUGGGCCACGAUACGGCAUACCCUCUAUGGGAUGAGCCAUUGUGGCAUGCUGGGAGACCUCGCGGGGACGUGUCUUUCCUCCUUUGUGGCAGCGGUGAUGCUCGGCAUUUGUUUCUCACAAUGGUUUUCCUGGGUCUCAGUGGCCCGAGCCAAGGAGAAAACAGGCUGUCCAACAAAGCCCAUUUCACCAUCUUAGACAUCAACGCUACUGCAUCAGCAAGAACCCUUGUCAUCUUUGACAUGGCCAUCCGAUACGUUUUCAUGCGGUGCGCGAAAAUGCCACGCAUCGAGGAUGAACUUACCGUCAUGAGCUAUAUCUAUUCCUCUGCAGCCGUCCCUGCGUUUGUUGCAGAGAAGCUAGAGGAACAUAUUGAGUCGGUGAUUGCUGAGCUUGAGGGAGACGGGGAUGCCCUCGAGAUUACCAAAGAAUUCCGUGGGCUCGGAGUUCUCUCCUCAGGAGAUAUCUUUAUCGGACGAAGAGAGCCAGCACUACGACCCUUGCUUGAUGCUUUUCGAUCCCGUGCCCAAGGUGCCAAGCAUAUCCUGGAAGGCUAUAUCGACUCUCAUUGGAAGACGAAUCGUACCCUUCUGGAUAUGGACUAUGAGACCCGCCGCUAUGAUGAGCUCGAGACCGGAGUCCCUCCCAGGAAAUCCAUUUCAUCGAUUGAGUUGGACCCCGCACAGCUCGUGCAGAGUGUCUACAACCCUGCAAGGCUUGAACCGGAGGAUGGACACGUGCUGGAAAGUCUCGAAGGAUUCUUCGAGACUCUUGCUACCGCGACGAUGACACUCCUGCGGCGUGUACAAAUCGAGGCAAUCGCUGGAGAAAUGGCCGAUAUACUGGAGCGAAUACGGUACGACGGCUUAGGGUAUUGCUCUCAGAAGCCCCUAAAGGUUGGAGCUAUCGAUGCAACUCAUUUUCCGCGGCAAUAUAACAGGAUUCACAUGAGAAAUAUCCCGGACUACGUCGGUGGACCUUUGGCCGCCCUCCUGUAUGGUGGCCCUCUUCUUCGUGAGGAUAGACCGUCAAAUCUGAGAUUCAAUAACCUGCUUAAUCCACCCAUGCUCGAAAGACACGAUCAGUUUCUGACAGAGUAUAUACUCGUGUACGACGCCAAGCAGGUGGCCGAUCACUUCGGGCUGGUGAAAGAGCAAGAAACUGGCGAGGCCAUCUUAAAUCCCAUUGCGAAGAUGAUCGGCAAUCAGUUCAUGACCGAAAACCACUUCAUUCGGGCUCGAUCUGGCGCCAUGGAAACGCAAAGGUCCCGUCUCACGACACGACCUGCUCUGGAAAAAUGGCAGCACUCUUACUUGCUCAAGAUCUGCGUUCCUUAUCGUCGCCCUCUGUGGAGUGAUAGCCCAGUUCAUCCUCCGCUAAAUUCGACUGCAUUUUUAAGGAUUGUGCUCCGUCUGCAUGAGGUUGGAUAUCCAGCGCACUGGCUGGCAGACGUGCUUGCAAGUAUCUGCGAGGGCAGCAUCACGACGACUGCACGUUCUGCCCGGAAGUUGGUACCUCAUCCGAAUGACCUUAAAACGUCUUACCCGCACCGCAAAAUCAGCUUGGGUCCAUGGAAAGCCGAGUUAACCACAUUGUUCAGCCUCUGGCGCCGCCUCUUGCCCUUCGGUACCGUCACUCCUCUAAGCGCAUUGGCAUAUCCGGUUGAAGUCCUAGAAUGCGGCAUUUCAUUUCCUAACUUCGUUGAGAAGUUCACCAGAGCUCCUUAUGUCAAUGUUGUGUUCACCAACAUGACCAUGGUCGGCUCAAGAAAGCUUGAUCUCCCAGACCACCUCCAAGACGAUGAAGAGGGGGAUGAAUCUGAUUAUGCCAAACGUUUGCGAGAAGAGAGCGUGCAUAUUAUCACAGCUUUCAAGUAUGUGACAGACACAAGGAUGGCUACGUGUUGGCUGCGUUAUUACUGCGACUGUAACGCCGGUAUCGCGAUCCCUGGGAUUUUUAGGGAAUUGGGCGACUCAGAAAUGAUUGGCUGCCGGAUGAGGUUAUUAUGUUGUUUAUUUUUCGGCAUCAUAUCAGGCGAACGCCCGAUUGAGCAUGCCCUGGUUAAUCGCAAAAUCUGCUCCCUGCUGAUCAUCCUAGAGUGGUUCGUGGUUGGCCCCAACACCUUACACAGAUAUCUGCACACCUACUCUAAGACCCAUUGA